GAGAAGAGAGGAGGGGAGGCUUCCUCCGCCGCCGCCAUCUUGGACCGGGCCCGGUCAGCUUCCGCGGAGCCAUCGGCAGACGCCGCGGCCUCCCUUGAGCCCCGACCCCGUCGUCAGAACAACCCCGGGCCCACUUCCCCCCACCCCAUUUCCGCUCCGCGCCGCUAUCGCGAUAGCGCCCGGGCCCGGGGCGCGAGAAAAAGGCGGCGGGCGCUCGCCUCCCCCGCCUGUCGCGAUACGCUCCUCCGCGGCGGCGCCAGCUCCUGUGCAGCCGCCGUCCCCAGAGAGUAUGAAGAGAGGGCGCCUGUAAGGCAGGAACAUGGCGGACAAGCGCAAACUCCAAGGUGAGAUAGAUCGCUGCCUCAAGAAGGUGUCCGAGGGUGUGGAGCAGUUUGAAGAUAUCUGGCAGAAGCUCCACAAUGCAGCCAAUGCGAACCAGAAAGAGAAGUAUGAGGCUGAUCUAAAGAAGGAGAUUAAGAAGCUUCAGCGGCUGAGGGACCAGAUCAAGACAUGGGUAGCAUCCAACGAGAUCAAGGACAAGAGGCAGCUCAUAGACAACCGCAAGCUCAUCGAGACGCAAAUGGAACGGUUCAAAGUUGUGGAACGAGAGACCAAAACCAAAGCUUAUAGCAAGGAGGGCCUGGGCCUGGCCCAGAAGGUGGACCCUGCCCAGAAGGAGAAGGAGGAGGUUGGCCAGUGGCUCACGAACACCAUCGACACCCUGAACAUGCAGGUGGACCAGUUUGAGAGCGAAGUGGAGUCGUUGUCCGUGCAAACGCGCAAGAAGAAGGGUGAUAAGGAUCAGAAGCAGGAUCGGAUCGAGGGCCUGAAGCGGCACAUCGAGAAGCACCGCUACCACGUGCGCAUGCUUGAGACCAUCCUGCGCAUGCUGGACAAUGACUCCAUCCUGGUGGAUGCCAUCCGCAAGAUCAAGGAUGACGUUGAGUACUACGUUGACUCAUCACAGGACCCCGACUUCGAGGAGAAUGAGUUCCUCUAUGACGACCUGGACCUCGAGGACAUUCCACAGGCGCUGGUCGCCACCUCCCCACCCAGCCACAGUCAUAUGGAGGAUGAGAUCUUCAACCAGUCGAGCAGCACGCCCACCUCAACCACCUCCAGUUCCCCGAUCCCACCCAGCCCGGCCAACUGCACUACGGAGAACUCUGAAGAUGACAAGAAGAGGGGACGCUCAACGGACAGUGAAGUCAGCCAGUCUCCAGCCAAGAACGGCUCCAAGCCCGUCCAUAGCAGCCAGCACCCUCAGUCACCGGCUGUGCCCCCCAGCUACCCUUCCGGUCCCCCACCUGCCGCCUCUGCUCUGAACACCGCCCCUGGCAACAACGGGGCAGCUACCCCAGCAGUGCCUCCGGGUGCCCUGGGCCCUAAGGCCAGUCCAGCUCCCAGCCACAACUCAAGCACCCCUGCCCCCUACGCCCAGGCUGUGGCACCGCCUGCCCCCAGUGGACCCAGCACAGCCCAGCCCCGGCCCCCCAGUGUGCAGGCCGGAGGGGGCAGCAGCGGCGGCGGCGGCGGUGGCGGUGGUAGUGGAGGCGGGGGCACUGGCAAGCAGAACGGCGCCACCAGCUACAGCUCCGUGGUGGCGGACAGCCCGGCAGAGGCUGCUCUCAACAGCAGUGGGGGCAGCAGUGCCAGCAGCCAGGCUCUGGGCCCCUCUGUCCCCCACAACCCCCCUCCUAGCACCUCGAAGGAACCCAGUGCGGCAGCCCCAUCAGGGGCUGGGGGCAUUGCCCCAGGCUCAGGGAACAACACGGGGGGCCCCAGCCUCCUGGUGCCACUUCCUGUGAACCCACCCAGCUCCCCGACACCCAGCUUCAGUGAGGCCAAGACACCCAGUGCCCUGCUCAACGGCCCCCCGCAGUUCAGCUCCACCCCGGAGAUCAAGGCCCCUGAGCCUCUGAGUUCUCUAAAGUCCAUGGCAGAGCGCGCAGCCAUCAGCUCUGGCAUUGAGGACCCCGUGCCAACGCUGCACCUGACUGAGCGAGACAUCAUCCUCAGCAGCACCUCUGCGCCUCCCGCCUCUGCACAGCCGCCCCUCCAGCUGUCGGAGGUGAAUAUCCCGCUGUCCCUGGGUGUGUGUCCACUGGGGCCCGUGCCCCUCACCAAGGAGCAGCUGUACCAGCAGGCCAUGGAGGAGGCCGCCUGGCACCACAUGCCACACCCCUCGGACUCUGAGCGCAUCCGGCAGUACCUACCCCGGAACCCCUGUCCGACGCCCCCCUACCACCACCAGACGCCACCCCCACACUCAGACACCGUGGAGUUCUACCAGCGACUGUCCACAGAGACGCUCUUCUUCAUCUUCUACUAUCUGGAGGGCACUAAGGCCCAGUACCUGGCGGCCAAGGCUCUGAAGAAGCAGUCGUGGCGCUUCCACACCAAGUACAUGAUGUGGUUCCAGAGGCAUGAGGAGCCCAAGACCAUCACGGAUGAGUUCGAGCAGGGCACCUACAUCUACUUUGACUACGAGAAGUGGGGCCAGCGGAAGAAAGAAGGCUUCACCUUUGAAUACCGCUACCUAGAGGACCGGGACCUCCAGUGACACUGGCCCCCCUCCCCGCAUGCUGCCCCCACCCUGGUGAGGGCCUGCCCUGGACCAGCCCUGUCGGGCAGCCUCCUCCCAAAAGCAGGGAGGGGCCGAGGUGUCAAUGCCGCAGCCCCACCCUGGGGGCCCAGGUGACAGGGCUGCCCUCCUCCCCUCCCCAGUGAGGGACAUUUUUUGGUAAACCUAUUUUCAUUUUGGAAAAUAUUUAUGAAUAAAUAGUUUUAUAUGA
Molecule: messenger RNA, 2795 nt
Organism: Sorex fumeus (smoky shrew)
Lineage: Eukaryota; Metazoa; Chordata; Mammalia; Eulipotyphla; Soricidae
Gene: CNOT3
Product: CCR4-NOT transcription complex subunit 3
Exons: 18
Coding region: 320-2563 (747 amino acids)
Biological process (GO): nuclear-transcribed mRNA poly(A) tail shortening; regulation of stem cell population maintenance; regulation of DNA-templated transcription
Cellular component (GO): CCR4-NOT core complex; P-body; nucleus
Source: RefSeq, a predicted model, not a curated record